This is a messenger RNA of Triticum dicoccoides, 1264 nucleotides long. Its product is annotated as vesicle-associated protein 1-3-like. The record is from RefSeq and is a predicted model, not a curated record. The transcript is spliced from 8 exons. NCBI's taxonomy places the organism in Eukaryota, Viridiplantae, Streptophyta, Magnoliopsida, Poales, Poaceae. Gene Ontology annotation, cellular component: plasma membrane; endoplasmic reticulum membrane. Bases 413 to 1141 code for a protein of 242 amino acids. Gene Ontology annotation, biological process: endoplasmic reticulum membrane organization.
CAGAGCUUAGCCUAACGUGGACGCCGCAUCCUACCAAUGCGAUCGCGAGACCACACCCCACGGCGCCGGCGGCUCUGCCUCUGCAGUGUGCGCUGCAAGUGCAACCCAAUCCACCACCCAGGACCCAAGAGCGGCUAAAGACGAGGCCAAACCCACCACUAUUCUUGCGGAUAUCAUAUUCCUCUGCGUCCCGAGCUGCUCCCCGCGGCUCCAGAUCAUCAUCAUCAUCAUUGCGAUUUAUUCCCGCACUUUGCUUCCGGAGGCAGGCACCGCCGCCGACCCAACCACCUCUCGCGCCGUCCAGUUCACUGCACUGGUUUGCUUCUUGAGAAGCAGGAGCACUUCUAGGGGCAAGGCAACGAUCGAAUCUCUUCGCUGUUCGUGGUUCUGGCAGAGCUCUCUGAUCGGAGCCAUGAGCAGCACUCUGCUUCGGGUCUGCCCCUCCGAGCUCAAGAUCCCCUACGAGGUCAAGAGGCAGCGAUCGUGCUGCAUGCAGCUCAUCAACAAGACCGACAAGUACGUGGCGUUCAAGGUGAAGACGACGAACCCGAGGAAGUACUCGGUGCGCCACACCUGCGGCAUUCUGCUGCCCCGGAGCUCCUGCAGCGUCACAGUUACGAUGCAGGCUCCCAGGGACAUGCAGCUGGAUCACCAUUGCAAGGACAAGUUCCUCGUGCAGAGCGCCGUGGCCCGGGACGGAGCCACCAUGAGAGAUCUUGUCCCUGAACUGUUCACCAGGGCGCCGGGUAGGUUGAUUGAGGAGUUCAAGCUGCGGGUGGUUUACAUUGCUGCUAAUCCUCCCUCGCCGGUGCCCGAGGAGGCAGAGGAGGAGGACGCAUCCCCUCGGUCAGAGGUGACGAUGGGCUAUGAGGCGAAAGUUUCGUCAGCGUUUGAUGCCGCAUCUAGAUGCGUAGAUAAUUCUGGAGCUAAACUUUCAUGUACCAAGGGUGCCUCUGUGGUAUCGAUGCUUGUUGGAGAAAAAGUAUAUACAAGAGAAGAAAAUCAGAAAAAACAUCAGCAAGAUAUGGGACUGCUUAGGGAAGCAGGAUCACCUCAACAGGGUUUCUCCGUAAUGUUUGUGCUGUUAGUCUUCAUGUCAUCUGUCUUCAUCGGACACUUGAUGAAGCACAUAAAGGUUUAGUGAUGUAAGUACUGCAACACAGGCGCUAGAACUAGAAACGGAUCCAAUUGUUGCCAAUUUUAGAUAGGAGGAACAUGCAUCAAGUUCAUGUAUAUAUGGUUCAUCAGUUGCAGAGUUGCGUCA